Messenger RNA from Trichophyton rubrum CBS 118892, 1497 nucleotides. RefSeq names its product magnesium-dependent phosphatase-1. The transcript is spliced from 3 exons. The coding region runs from base 1 to 1497 and encodes 498 amino acids. NCBI's taxonomy places the organism in Eukaryota, Fungi, Ascomycota, Eurotiomycetes, Onygenales, Arthrodermataceae. Gene Ontology annotation, molecular function: acid phosphatase activity. The record is from RefSeq and is a predicted model, not a curated record.
AUGGUCAAGAAUAAAGGGAGUAACUCGGCCAAAGUGCCGCUUCCUCUCGCCCUGGAAGCUCCCUAUGCUGCUCCAGCAACCUUCAACGAUGGACUUCCUCUGCCUAAAAUAUUUGUUUUUGACUUAGAUUACACUCUGUGGCCCUUUUGGGUAGAUACCCAUGUUAGUGCUCCUAUAAAAGCCAAGGAUAACAACUCUCGCUGCGUUGACAGAUGGGGAGAAUCAUUUUCAUUUUAUCCAGCAGUUCACUCGAUUCUACAAGCAUGCCGGGCGCGGUCUAUACCUGUCAGCCUGGCAUCGCGUACAAACACGCCAGAUCUUGCGCGCGAUGUUCUCAAAGCUCUGCAUAUCAUUCCAUCUUUCACAGAUAAUCCUGCCGCCGAUAGUCGUUCUAUACGUGCGCUCGAUUACUUUGAGCAUAUUCAGAUAUAUCCGGGGACAAAAACACAACAUUUCACUCGUAUUCAGCAGUCAAGUGGCCUGAAGUACGAGGACAUGCUUUUCUUUGACGAUGAGUCUCGCAAUAAAAACGUCCAAGUAGAACUUGGCGUGACGUUCUGCCUCGUCAAAGACGGAAUAACUAAGGAAGAAGUAGAUAGAGGAGUCUGGGAAUGGCGAAAGCGAAUGGGUAUAAGCCAGACUGACCGGAAGUCAGCUGAAGAGAAGAAUCAAUCGCUGAUGCUUCAAAUUGGCGCUUGUGUUGACAUCAACCACCUAGUAACAGCUUCACAACUCACCAAUCUUCAACUACACCGUGAAAUUACCAUGUCAACAAGGGUAUCUUCUUCCACUCAUAGACCUCCGGCAGCACCCUCGAUCCCCAGACCGCCAUUGAAUGUCCAUCCAUCCGUUACGAUCUCUGAAACCGCGUAUUUUCAAGGCGUCCACCCAAUUUCGGUGGGCGCAGGAACCGUUAUCCACCCUCGCGCGAAGCUACUCUCUUUCAAAGGACCAGUCAGCAUAGGGGAAGGAUGCAUUAUCGGCGAGAAAUCUGUGAUAGGAGGCCCAGUCACGAGUAAUUCAGGCCUGUCAACGCCUUCGACUCCGUCAACGCCCGGUACGCCUCUUGACUUCGGCUCCAACAUUGAAUCGGCUGCUCCAGAUCGAAUCACCACCAUUAUAGAAAAUUCAGUGAGCAUUGGACCUCUUGCGACCGUCUCUGCGGGUGCCCAUCUAUAUUCCGCCUCAGCAAUCGAAGCAUCGGCGUUUAUAAGUAAGGAUGUGAAAGUUGGAAGACACGCUAAGAUCUGUACAUCUUGCCUGAUACCUGAGGGGGACACGGUCGAGGCCUGGACAGUCGUAUGGGGUGGUGGACGAGCCGGAGGAUCUCUGGGGGGCAAACUACAGCGGAGAAAAAGAGCAGCGGGAAAUACUGACGAUAAUAGGACUCUGCACAGUCUGAACGGAGGAUUGGUGGAAACAGGCCGGCUAGUAGCAUUGAACCGGGAGAGAGAGAGCUUGACCAAACUGAUUGGGAUUAGCUCUGGGAGGAGGUGA